Mytilinidion resinicola is the source of this 1089-nucleotide messenger RNA. RefSeq names its product putative quinone oxidoreductase. NCBI's taxonomy places the organism in Eukaryota, Fungi, Ascomycota, Dothideomycetes, Mytilinidiales, Mytilinidiaceae. The transcript has 2 exons. The record is from RefSeq and is a predicted model, not a curated record. Gene Ontology annotation, molecular function: oxidoreductase activity, acting on NAD(P)H. The coding region runs from base 1 to 1044 and encodes 347 amino acids.
AUGACAUCAAACCAAGCCGCAUGGCUUCACAAAGCCAACACUUCCCUGGAGGUAGGCGAGGCACCCAUGCCGACCGCCGGUCCCGACGAACUCGUUAUUAGAAACGUUGCUGUUGCCAUCAACCCCUUGGACACCCAUAUGCAGAAGGCCGGCGUCUUUGUUCAGCAGUGGCCCGCUAUCUUUGGUUGCGACGUGGCCGGCGAAGUCUACGAAGUCGGAUCAGAGGUGCAUGGGCGCUUCAAAAAGGGAGAUCGCAUCAUCGGACACGCGAUUAACCUAGUUAGUGGUCGACCUCAGGAUGGGGCGUAUGCUCUGUACACGGUUGUGCCGGCGAACAAAGCUGCUAUCCUCCCCGAUACCAUCUCGUUCACCGACGGGGUGGUAGUACCCUUUGCCUUGGAGGCGGCGGUAUGCACGCUCUCGCUCAAGCAGCCUGGGACCGCAAUGCCUGGCGUGGCUACACCUGCUCUCAGCUUGCCGUAUCCCUCGCUGGAGCCCACCUCUUCAAACAAAACGCUCAUCGUGUACGGCGGAUCUUCUUCCGUCGGCUCCAUGACAACCCAGCUAGCGACGGCAGCUGGUAUCAAGGUUAUAUCUAUUGCCAGCGCGCACAACUUCGACUUGUGCAAGACCUGCGGCGCGGCCGAGGUCUUCGACUACCACAACCCUUCGUUCGUCGAGAGCGUUAUCGAAGCAGUCGCCAAGUCCGGACAAGAAUUCGUAGGCAUCUUCGACGCUAUUUCCACGCCCGACACAUAUGCGAACGAUCUUGCUAUCCUCGCCAAACUAGGCGGAGGUCAUCUGGCAUGCGUUCAUCCCCCGCCCGAUAGCGUCCCGGAGAACGUAAAAGCGGGCAUGAUUUUUGCCGUGAAUGAUAUUGCCACUCCCGUUUGGAGGGACUAUGUAACGUCCGCAUUGCAGGCGGGGAAGCUCAAGUGCCUUCCACCCCCGUCCGUCGUCGGGAAGGGCUUAGAGCAGAUUCAAGAGGCGCUAAAGAAGUGCGAGACUGGUGUUAGUGCGACUAAACUUGUGGUAGAUCUUUAGUGAGCGGUAUAAUUUACAUGCCAAUUCAGCAAAUUAUUCGACAGC